Molecule: messenger RNA, 1274 nt
Organism: Melospiza melodia melodia
Lineage: Eukaryota; Metazoa; Chordata; Aves; Passeriformes; Passerellidae
Gene: DMC1
Product: DNA meiotic recombinase 1
Exons: 13
Coding region: 176-1204 (342 amino acids)
Biological process (GO): DNA repair; mitotic recombination; chromosome organization involved in meiotic cell cycle
Cellular component (GO): condensed nuclear chromosome; nucleus
Molecular function (GO): DNA strand exchange activity; single-stranded DNA binding; ATP binding
Source: RefSeq, a predicted model, not a curated record
UUGGAAGCAGAAUCCAAAUUUAAAUCCAUAUAUGAUGUCAUACUGACAUGUUUCUGUGGUUCAAGGACUUCUUAAAAGUCUUUUUACAGACAUUUACUCAUUUAUUGCCUCCUCAUGACUCUCUUUGUUUGCAUUUCCCACUAGUGAUCAAUACUUUAUUGCAUGCUCUUUCACGAUGAAGGCCAUGGAGGAUCAAGUAGUCCAAGAAGAACCAGGAUACCAGGAUGAUGAGGAGUCCUUUUUUCAGGAUAUUGACCUGCUGCAGAAGCAUGGAAUUAAUGUAGCAGAUAUUAAAAAGCUGAAAGCAGUUGGGAUUUGCACAAUCAAAGGAAUCCAGAUGACCACAAGAAGGGCACUGUGCAACGUGAAGGGGCUCUCAGAGGCCAAAGUGGACAAGAUUAAAGAAGCUGCAAACAAGCUUGUUGAACCAGGCUUCCUCACUGCCUUUGAGUACAGUGAAAAACGGAAGAUGGUAUUUCAUAUUUCCACUGGCAGCCAAGAAUUUGAUAAGCUUCUGGGUGGUGGAAUUGAAAGCAUGGCAAUCACUGAGGCCUUUGGAGAGUUCCGGACAGGCAAAACCCAGCUAUCUCACACUCUUUGUGUGACAGCUCAGCUCCCAGGACCAAAUGGCUACACAGGUGGAAAGAUUAUCUUCAUUGAUACUGAAAACACUUUCCGACCGGAUCGCCUGCGUGACAUUGCGGAUCGCUUCAAUGUGGACCACGAGGCAGUGCUUGACAACGUGCUCUAUGCACGUGCAUAUACCAGUGAGCAUCAGAUGGAAUUGCUUGACUAUGUAGCAGCCAAGUUCCAUGAGGAAGCUGGUAUCUUCAAGUUAUUGAUCAUUGACUCCAUAAUGGCACUUUUCCGUGUGGAUUUCAGUGGUCGCGGAGAGUUGGCUGAACGACAACAGAAACUGGCUCAGAUGUUGUCAAGGCUCCAAAAAAUAUCAGAAGAAUAUAAUGUGGCUGUGUUUGUGACCAACCAGAUGACUGCUGACCCAGGAGCAACUAUGACCUUUCAGGCAGACCCAAAAAAGCCCAUCGGGGGCCACAUCCUUGCUCAUGCUUCAACUACCAGGAUCAGUCUGAGGAAAGGGAGAGGGGAGCUGCGUAUUGCAAAGAUCUACGACAGCCCUGAGAUGCCUGAAAAUGAAGCCACAUUUGCAAUAACUGCUGGAGGGAUUGGGGAUGCCAAAGAAUAGAUAAAAAACUGAUGUAAAUGUACAGCUAAAAACCAGCUGGGCAGUUGGGAUGAAGAUUUGUGAAAGGUCG